Diachasmimorpha longicaudata is the source of this 3571-nucleotide messenger RNA. It is a transcript of the gene thoc6, whose product is annotated as THO complex subunit 6. Gene Ontology annotation, cellular component: transcription export complex; THO complex. Gene Ontology annotation, biological process: mRNA export from nucleus. Lineage: Eukaryota; Metazoa; Arthropoda; Insecta; Hymenoptera; Braconidae. The transcript has 5 exons. The coding region runs from base 313 to 1311 and encodes 332 amino acids. The record is from RefSeq and is a predicted model, not a curated record. Gene Ontology annotation, molecular function: protein binding.
GACAGGCAGUUCUACUAGACCACAGUUGAGAAGUAAAUGCGAAACUAACGAAACAUUUUGCACUCAGUACAAACGAUAAACUUUUAUUUGGAGAAAAACAAUCACCUAUCAGCUGUCUACAUACAAAUAUUCAGUUAAACAUUCUUUCUAAACAGUUAUUUGAAAUUUUGCGAGUUUUUAUGGGGAAUUGACAGUGCCAUCUGGAUGCCGCAUACAUAACCUUUAAAUCGCGUUGUUUAUUUACGUUUAGGCAAAGGAUUGUUUGGAUUAAUGCUUCCGUGUUCUUACUUGUAAAAUAAAAAUAUUUCAACAAUGCAAGAUAACAUCGAAAAACAAAAACUGCUGUAUAAUACAGUAUUAGCUCAGACAUUCUCGCCAAAUGGUAAAUUUUUGAUAUGCAGCAACAUUUAUGGUGAUAUCUCGGUAUUUGAUAUCCCAAAGGCCCUAGGACCCACUAAAGAGAACGACAAUGAUCUCCAAGGACCCAUGUACAAAAUCCCAGCAUAUACUGAUCAUCACGUCGAAAGUAUGGUGACAACAGACAAUUUUUUAGUAACCGGCACAGCCGGUGAGAUUAGUGGUUGGGACUGGAAGACUUUGACAUCGGAUAAGGCAUCGAAAAUUAAAGUGUCAUGGACCGUCCAAAUGCCAGUGGACAGGGAUACUUCAGAGAAACCUGAUGUUAAUUAUAUGGCCUAUUCAAAACCAAAUCAUAUACUCUAUGCUGGCUGCGGUGAUAACAAAAUUUACGCUGUUGAUAUGGAGCAUGGGAAAAUUCUCAGGAAAUUCGAAGGACACACCGAUUAUAUUCACAACUUAGCCCUAUUGAAUAAUCAACUCGUGUCAACGAGUGAAGAUGGUUCAGUGAGAGUCUGGGAUUUACGUAAAAAUGAAAAUACAAAUGUCAUCCAACCAUAUCUAUUUGAAAAAAUAGCAAGACCGACAUUGGGAAAAUGGAUAGGAGCAGUUGACUUUACGGAAGAUUGGCUGGUGUGUGGGGGUGGCCCACGUUUAUCAUUGUGGCACCUUAGAACAAUGGAACCAGCGACUAUCUUCGAACUUCCAGAUGAAGGAAUUCAUGUCGCCACUAUUUAUGAAGAGCGAAUAAUCGCCGGAGGGGCAAUGCCCCACGUUUAUCACCUCAGCUAUCAAACCGAUAUUCUUGCAAAGGUACCUACCUCAAGCAAUACAGUCUACAGUAUUGUCUAUCGUGAGACUCCCCAGAAAAUCCUAAGCAUUGCUGGAUCCAGUAAUAAUCUGGACAUUUGCACAAACUUCAAUUAUAGAGAAUUCAUGUUGAGAUUUGCGUGAAAUAUUUUUGUAAUUGUUUAUACUGGAAGUAUAUAUUUUGGGAGAGAUUAGAUAGGAAAAAAAUGAAAACCAGUUGUUUAUAGAGAACUGUGUUUAUGCGAAGAGAUUAAAAACAGACUGAAGUGAUAAACUCAUUCUUUUGACAAUGUAUUACAAUGUAUCACGUUUUUUUUAGUAUUUAGUCGGAUUGAGUGGAGUAAAGUGGACUUUUCAUUCAAUAUUCUCAAACGAGGGGAACGGACUUAUCAUAUCAAUUCAAAUAUUUAAAUUAUAAAUAUAUAUGUAAGGCCCAAGUGAAUUAUCCUUCAAAUCUUAUAUUGAUUUUUUUUGCAUUUUUACAUUCACCAUAUUUUUUUCUAUCUGAUAUAAUAUUAUGCGUACUCAUAAAAGACUCCAAAUAUCAACUCAUAUAAUUUCAGAUUAAUUAUAUAAUAGGAAAAAAAAAACAAAUAAGUUUUGAAAGGUAAUCCUUUAAGAAUCAAAAGUACCACAUUACUCCUGUCAUUUUCUCCCUCCAAUGCUUCCUACACGUAUAAAAUUAAUCCCUUCAUUCGGCUUUGGGUUUGACUUGAGGGUCUUUAUAAUGAAGAAAUACUAGAGAGAAAAUAAAAACGCCUGCCAUCAUGGAGAAGGCACUAGCAUAAUAUGGAUAUGCACUUGGAAUGAAACGUUCGUACUGUGUAUGCUGUAGAGGUCGUACAGAUACUUGCGUAGUGCUGUACAAAUGGGUGAGGCCAAUUCUCUUGUAAUCGACCUUGAAUUGAUAAACUCCGUAGACAUCGGGUAUUUUGAAUCGUGCCUCGUACUUCCCAUAACCAGAGGGUGUCAUCGUCAUCCUGACGAAUGGAUCAAUUCGUACAAACUCGAGUUGUAGAUCGUUGGCUUCGUACGGUACCCACUUAUCACCUGAGAGUUUCUCAACUGUGAUUGAGUAAAUGACGUCCUCCAUGAUUGUAUAGGCAGCUGGAGGCUUGUCUUCACCAAUCCUGUAAUGAUCUACUGAGGAAACACGAAUCACACCGUUCUCUUUGAAUACCCAUUGAGUCAUGGCUUUUGCUACUGCUUCAUUUCCUGAUUUUUCGUAUUUUUUUCCACCUGAAAUCAAUGACAAUUCAUUUAAUGCCAAGGAUAAGACACAUUGCCUAAUUAUCUUAACUGUACCGUCUUGGUAAUGAUUUUACCAUCAUCAUGCUUUGAAUAAAAAAUAAAUACAAAUUAAACGAGCUCUUUCAAAAAGUUAUUUAAUAAAUGCAUUAAAAAUAUGAAUGUCACACGAGUUAAAUUUUACCUUGAGCUUUCUGAACAGAGCUAGUAAAGGCCUCGUCACUAAAGAAGAAUAGAGACCCCGAGAAAAGUACGCGAGCAUUGUUCCUUGCUUGCAAUGCAGCAAUCAACAAAGUGUUUUUCCCUACAGCGUGAGGAUACUCUUUAACAGGCUGAUCAGAGUUGUAAGAGUAGGCCGAGCUCGAAGCAGUGAGUAAUCGGAGCACUAGCGGAUUCUCCGGAUCAGCAAUGAGUCCAGUUCCCUGGUAAAGAAGUGGAGCAACAUCUUUGCUCCCCACGAUGACUGGGGCGUUGAUGAGAUUCUCAGCGUCUGCGACGAUCGUUGUGUGGUGACCACUGUCACUGACAUCGUAAUUGAGGUGAUCGAUAACUGUUGCUCCUUCUUCAUCGACUUCAAAGCCAUUUUCCGAAGCUAGCUCUCGCAGAACAUCUCCAGAUUGAGAAGAUCCCGCCACUAGAACAUUGCCACCUCCGUCAAUGAAAUCUGUUACAGUGUCGACAUUCAGAGCUCCACCAAACUCUUCCACUGAUGGUGCGAAUAUUAUCAGAUGUUUGUACAGAAAUUCGCCGUAUUUGGAGAGCACCAAGUUAGCGUCAUCUGCCAGUUUGAAGGUCAGAGUGUAAUCGCGAUCUGAAAUAUGACAAGUUAAAAUAACAAAAAGAAAAAUAAAAUAAUGUAGAUUAAUUAAUCAAUUAAAUGGAUAUUUUUUUCGUCACUAUUAAAUAAUAACACAAUAAUAAUUAUCCCCAAAAACUCCUAUUACACAGUGGGAGAGGUUAAGUUGGGAAAGAUAAAUAUUUCAAUACCUUGAAGCCAUUUGAAGAAGAUGGAGUGUGUUUCCUUAAUAGCAAGAUUAUCGAGGAGCACCAGGGUGGGCCCACCGGCACUAACAGCAGCGAAUGUGCAGAGAAAUCCUAGAAAACUAAUUCUGUAUUUUGGCAUUGUAAAUUAUUUUCUCAAUACGUCACAACCAAA